AUGACACGCGAAACAAUCUUCAUCACCGGUGCUACCGGUUUCAUCGGCUCGCAGACUGCCCAAGCAGCUCUGGAGGCUGGGUAUUACGUGCGGUUGAGUGUCCGCCACGAGAUGCAAGUCGCGGAGCUGCAGCGCCUGUUUCACGCUCAUAGCGAGAGAGUCGAAUGCGUCGUCGUUCCCGACCUUACAUCCGUCGAGACUCUGCAAAAUGUAAUGGAUGGUGUCAGCCAUGUCAUCCACAUUGCGUCUCCGCUGCCAGGGUCAUCCGCUGGAAACGACAUACGACGUGACUUUGUCAACCCAGCCGUGAACAGUGUCCUGGCCGUGCUAAAAAGCGCGUCGGUCCAUCCCUGUGUCAGAAGGGUCGUUCUCAUGUCCUCGUUUGGGGCAUUGAUUCCCCUCGGUGCCUUAACCGGUUCAUAUGUACGCGUCCGCGACAACGCGGACGCCGCAAUACCGGUUGACUUGGACAUGGCUCUACCCCCGGGCGAGAUCGGUACUUGGCUGAGCUACCAAGGGUCCAAGAUCCUUGCUCAUCAGGCUGGUCGGGACUGGGCGCGCCACAACGCUCGCUACUUGGAGGUGGUAUCGAUGCAUCCAGGAUAUGUGCUUGGGCACAGUCUUGUCCAGAAAACCGCCGCCGACAUCUCAGGCAUGAACGCUGUCCUUUGGUCUGCGCUAAACAACGUCCCCCAGGCCGGUUUCGUCACGUGCUGUGUACAUGUUCAGGAUGUUGCCGAUGCGUGCCUGCGUGCUCUCGACGCGGCCUUGCCCAAGCCUUAUAUGGAGUUCCUGCUCGCAGGUCGCGAGUUCACUUGGUCGGGCGCGGUCGAGGUUGUGAAGUCGAGACGUUAUCCGAUCCUUGAGGCUCCUCCAGAAGUUGGGCCGUUUGGGGGCUGGACUGGCGUGGACGCCGAUGUGUCGGCAGCGGAGGAGAUCUUGGGCUUGCGUUGGAGGUCGCAGGAGCAAAUAGUAGGGGACUUGAUUGAACAACAGCUGUCCUUUGCCAGCCAGAGAGCCUAG
Molecule: messenger RNA, 1023 nt
Organism: Microsporum canis CBS 113480
Lineage: Eukaryota; Fungi; Ascomycota; Eurotiomycetes; Onygenales; Arthrodermataceae
Product: NAD dependent epimerase/dehydratase family protein
Exons: 2
Coding region: 1-1023 (340 amino acids)
Molecular function (GO): oxidoreductase activity, acting on the CH-OH group of donors, NAD or NADP as acceptor
Source: RefSeq, a predicted model, not a curated record